Molecule: messenger RNA, 655 nt
Organism: Cokeromyces recurvatus
Lineage: Eukaryota; Fungi; Mucoromycota; Mucoromycetes; Mucorales; Mucoraceae
Exons: 2
Coding region: 18-482 (154 amino acids)
Source: RefSeq, a predicted model, not a curated record
UUUUUUUUUUCCUAAAUAUGUACGUGACAAAAAGAGGAGAAACAAGUAAAAAUCAACCUUAUAAAUCUUUGAAAGAUGAUAAUAAAUUAAAAAGAGUUAAAAAAAACCCCAUUCAAAACAUUCUUUCAACACUACCUCAACUUGCUAUUUCAUUUGCCAUCUUAUGUUUCGCCUCGACUAGUUUCCAGUCAAUAACAGUAAAAUUAAGUUCUUUAUUUUAUAUAGCCUUGACUACAGGUCUUAUUGUGUGUAUUGUAUUCUUGAUAUUACAACUUCAAGGGGCUGAAUAUAAAAAUUGGCAGCAAAAUCCAAAAACAAAGCAAUAUAUUCAAUUAGCCAGUUUAUGUACGCUUAUUUCAUUUUUUGGUUUUAAUAUUUCAUUAUGGUCCAUUUAUGGUAUCUUAACUCCAAUUAUAAUAAUUGCAGGUUUUGUUUUUAUAUUAUCUCUAUUAAUUAUUAUUACAACUGUGUUUAUUUCAUAAUAAAAUAUAAACUAGCAAGAAAAGUACUUUUUUUAGUCUGUCUGAUGAAGCGUUCAUUUUAUAUACAAUUGUCAAAUAUAAAGCUCUUUAAAUAAUAUAAUUUCACCAAAAAGGCCCUUCUAUACGAUACGGCUAUACUCAACAAACAUGUCAUUGAUAGACUCAAUUCUCUC